CGUGUAGUGGUGCGACCUGUGUUGCGCUUGUUGUGACAGCUCGAGGCGGAAGUUUCAUUGAAGUGUUGUUUGCUUGUGUUUCUCAUAAGUGUACUUACAUUGCUGAGAAAUUUAACCCUUUUAAAACUGAAUCUGAUUUGUUACUUGAUACACCAUGGCGACGGCAGUUGCUUCACGAUUUGCUGUUCUUACUGUGGAAGGCGAAGAUGAUUAUCCGAAGAAGAGUCAACAGAAGAAAAAGACUGACAAUAAAAAGUCAGCUUCGGGCACCCAAAAGUCGGAUGCAAAUCAGAAAAAGAAAAAUAAGAAACAAGAAAAUGGAAAGCAACAGAACCAGCAGAAAGCGAAUGCAAAACCAAAAGCUAAGUCUUCUACCAAGGGGGACGGAAACAAGCAAGCAAGUUCCACAAACAAAAAGAAAUCUGCUACACAAGACAAUCAGUGGGAUCAGUGGAAACAAAAAGAUUCAGAGUUUGUAGAAGAAUCAUAUGAAAGAGAUCUGCAGCAGGCCAUCCUCCUCUCAAAGCUGGACUAUGAGGAAAAGAAAGAUGUUUACGAGCAGUUGAAGAAAGAAUCACAAGAACAAGAAAAACGACAGGCAGCUAAUGGAGGAAAUAAACGGGCCAAGAAGCAGCAGAACCGUGCACAACCCAUGUCACUAGAGCAGUUUAAUAAUAUGGUGGAAUCCGAUGGUCUUAAUGCAAUGGGUGCUGUAGAAGAGUCUGAGUCGGAACAGCCAUCAAUAAUUUCAUCAAAUCAAAUAGAACAUGAUACUACAUUCUUUGAAAGAAUCCAGAGUGAUACCAAGAAAGUUCUUGAUCGUGAACACUCUGAAGAACUACGAAAAGCACGUGAGCCUUUUCUUAAUGAACUACUACUUGUAGCUCAGUUGCAAGAUGCUCUAGAAAAGAAAAAAGAAGAAAAUGAGUUAUUAAAACAAGAAAUUGCUGAAUUAAGAGAAGAAUUGCUUAAUGUGAGAACAAGAAACAAGAAACUCUGUCAAAUCCUUGCUCAUGGUGAAAUGAAAGAUAAGGCAGAAGUUCUCCUAGAAGUUGACCGCCUCCAACAAAUGAGGGAUGAACUGUCAUCAGAAGUAUCCAGUCUUCACACUUUGUUAGAGCAAGAACGUUCAAAAGUACGGGCCCUAACUUCUGAUACGAAAAACAAAUCCCAGAACAAGAAACGGAGUGCAAGUGAAACAGCACAAUGAUGGCAGAAGAAGAAACUGGGAGACAUGUACCAGAACUAGUUUCCUGCAGAUUUGUUGUGGAACUGUUUUUGCUGUCUACAGAUAAACUAAGCAAGAAAUCAAAUUGCUCGCUGCAUGCCAUUUAUGGUGGAGUCUUCAGGUCUGCGGCAAAGCAGAACACUUUUGAACAACUUUUAUAUGUCAUUUUGCGUCUUGUGACUGGAUCAGUAUCUUUGAUAAUUGUGUUUGUUUGGUUUGGUAUCAACUUUAAGGGUUUCAUCUGGAUUAAACUGUGAUGAUAACUUUAAAUGUAAGCCUUUUAGUAGAUUUGAGAGAAAAUUUUCAUUGGUAUUUAUGUUAUACUUUCUUUAUACGCUGCCAGAUACAAGAGGAACAAAGUUUAACAUCAGAAGGCAUUGGCUACUGUCCUAACAUAAUAUUCACGCUUGGGCUCAUUUGGCAUUCUGGAUACCACAUAUUCUUACUAUUAAUAAUAUCAUGUAUCACUAUAAUAAGGUCUGCCUUUUUUUGGAGAUCUUGAAAACACCACCCAUUUAAAUUUGCACAAUUUUGUUGCAUUUUUUCUGAAAAUAUUAAUUGAUAGCUACAAGUUACACCUCAGGGGUUUUUAUAUUUUGACUAAAGUUCAGUCUUGAUCACACCAUUUAUGUUUCAAUGACAUAGGUAACCGGUUUCGGAUAUUUUUACAUAACCAUCAUCAGACCCAUGGCUCCCUUAGGAUGGUAGGCGGAGCCCUCCUUAGCAGCUACAAGUUGACUUCAUAGCAGCUGAGGAGGGCUCCGCGUACCAUCCUAAGGGUGCCAUGGGUCUGAUGAUGGUUAUGUAAAAAUAACCGAAACCUGCCACCUAUGUCAUUGAAACAUAAAUGGUUUGAUCAAGACUGAACUUAAGUCAAAAUAUAAUAAUCUAUUGAUCACUGUAUUCCAAAAAUGUUUACCAAAAUCAGUGGUUUUUAUUUUGAUCUGGUGUUUAAGAACACCACAGUAUAGAGAAUACCCCUAUGAAAAUUUCUAAUCAUGACUCAUUUUUUCUCAAAACUUCUGUUAAAGAGCUGCACAAAUGUUUUAAAGCUGAUGGAAACUGAUUUGAACAACAGGUGUAAAGGAAAACAGUUGUCAUUAUGAUUAUGGGUAUAAAGACAAUUGAACAAGAUGCUGAAUGCUGCCAGAUUUGGAUUGUACAUGUUCUGUUUAGCCAGCCAGUUGGUCAUUGCCGUCAAUAUUUGAACAGCCAUCUUUAAACUAAAAGUGUGAGACACAUGCUGUGCCAGUGUAAGAUAUUACGUAUUUGUAUGAAAGUUAAGUUUCUAAAUAAUAGAAUUCUUCCCUAAUGAUAUCCUUUCUUACUAUUUUUCCUGUCCAGCAGUAUUUGUUUAAUGCAUUUUUUAAUUUGAAAACUUUUGUUGUAAUUGGAAAACAGUUUUGGUGCCAAAUACGUUAGGUCAUGUGUUGUAAUAUAUUGGUUAAAUUGUUUUUUUUUUCUGCUGUAUGAUGUAUACACCAGCACUAUAUAACAGGCAUAGGAACAUCUUUGUGCUAGUUGCUAAGGUUGUAAUGUGUUCCAAUUACAGAAAUAUGCCAUUGAGAACAUUAAAGUUCCUUCAGAAACAUAUCAUUGUUUCUGUUCAUGAAGAGAUUAAACUCUUCUAGAUAUGCAAUUUUAGUGCCAUUAUUCUGUAUUGUUAAUAUGGCAGAGAGGUUGGUUGUAAAUAUUGCAGUGUUCUCUGUUAUUAUGUUGAAAUGGCAUGUUUGAGACUGUUGAUUCUGUUUAUGUUCAUUGUUAGCUGCCCUUCUGAGGCAAAACUUUCUUUUCUUUCAUCUCGUGUUAAUCAAUAAAGUGAUAUUGUUGUGUUCUGUAAGAAAUUAUUGCUUUGCGUGAUGUGUUUAGUGAAGUUCACCAGUCAUUUAAGUAUGCCUCUUUCUUUCCCAGUGAUUCUCUGGCGAUAAGUUUAUUGUUCUCAGUUAUG
This is a messenger RNA of Schistocerca nitens (vagrant locust), 3176 nucleotides long. Its product is annotated as G kinase-anchoring protein 1-like. The transcript is spliced from 6 exons. The record is from RefSeq and is a predicted model, not a curated record. NCBI's taxonomy places the organism in Eukaryota, Metazoa, Arthropoda, Insecta, Orthoptera, Acrididae. Gene Ontology annotation, cellular component: Golgi apparatus. Gene Ontology annotation, biological process: signal transduction. The coding region runs from base 155 to 1210 and encodes 351 amino acids.